Molecule: messenger RNA, 2974 nt
Organism: Varroa destructor (honeybee mite)
Lineage: Eukaryota; Metazoa; Arthropoda; Arachnida; Mesostigmata; Varroidae
Product: peroxisomal acyl-coenzyme A oxidase 3-like
Biological process (GO): fatty acid beta-oxidation using acyl-CoA oxidase; lipid homeostasis
Cellular component (GO): peroxisome
Molecular function (GO): fatty acid binding; pristanoyl-CoA oxidase activity; FAD binding
Source: RefSeq, a predicted model, not a curated record
CCGAAGAUAACGAUCGACUGGUGUUACUCAAAAUAAGAUGCUCGUUAUAAUGGCUUAUACGUACUCGUUGCUUUGUUAGAACUUGUUGAAAGUUGCAAAUGUUACUAAUGAACAAAUAAGCAUAACAAAUAAUGCAAUAAACAUAUCGUUCAAGAACUUGGACCAAAUAUGCCGUAAUAUUGUGCAUAUAUUUAUAUGUAAUAUUGCCGUAACCUGUUUACGGCUUCUAUACAACAAGGAAACAUACCCAUCCCGCUCGUUUCAUACCGUGUAACCACUUCGAGGAAACUAUCCAUAUUCAAAGAUUUUCUCAGCACCAAAAUAACUACGUGUCUGCGGACGUAUUGAACGUGUUCCAGCAGAAUCCUAUUUAAUUCGUUAUCAUGUUUGAGUCAAGUUUCGAACGGGAUGAAGGGGCGAUUUUGCCGAUCGAAGAACUCUUAGGCGAGAUGCCCGCGGGUCCUUUGGAUUACUACAGGAAAAAAGCAUCCUUUGAGUGGAAAAAGCUUAAAGUGCUGCUAGAGUCUGAACCAAUUGUUCGCUUCAAAACUCGUGUGUAUCGAACACUUGAGCAAGAUCCUUUGUUUACCCGUCUUCCUGGGCAAGAUCGGGGCACGUUACAAGACCGGCGAAAGGCAACGUUUCUCCAGAUGAAACGUUUGCUCGAAUAUCGCUUUUUCACCCAAAAAGAAUUUUUUGAGAACCCCGUACUGCCCAGUGUCCUUAAUAGUUGUAUUGGCUCUAUCGACUGGUCAUUAUGUCUCAAAAAAGUAUUGGCUGUUGACAUGUGCAUUGGGGCGCUUCGUGGCCUCGGGACUCAGCGUCAUUUGGACCUUAUCCCCGACCUUAUGAGGUUCGAAGCUGUUGGAUGUUUUGCACUGACUGAAAUGAGUCACGGUACGAACAUUCGUGGCAUGCGAACAGAAGCACGUUAUGAUCCAACUACACAAGAAUUUAUCUUACACACGCCAGAUAUUGAAGCAGCAAAGGUGUGGUCAGGAAACCUUGGCCAGACAGCUACGCAUGCGAUUGUCUUUGCACAGCUGUAUACGCCCGAUAAAAUGUGUCACGGUUUGCACGGGUUCGUAGUCCCUGUCAGAGAUCGACGCACACUGGCACCAUUUCCUGGGGUGACGCUUGGCGAUAUGGGUCCUAAAUUGGGCCUUAACGGAUUGGAUAAUGGCUUUGCGAUAUUUAAUCGCUAUCGCAUCGCAAGAGAAAGCCUAUUAAACCGUACUGGCGAUGUCACUCCCGAGGGUCAAUACGUGUCUGCCGUUGAUGAUCCAUCGAAGCGGUUCGGGAUGACUUUGGGUUCGUUGUCAAUGGGCAGGGUUGCUAUUGUUGGUUUAAGCACCACGAACUUGGUACAAGCGGUCGUUAUAGCGACAAGAUACUCCGCUGUACGAAGACAGUUCGGUUCCGAAGAAGGAAACCUUGAAAAACCUGUUCUUGAGUAUCAGCUUCAACAGUGGCGAAUCUUGCCUUUUCUCUGCGGCGCAGUUAUCAUGGACCACUAUGCUCUGGCUCUGAAUAGAGACUUCAUCACGUUCCAUAUGUCAACACUGUUUGGCGACCGAAGCUCUCAAUGGGCCGAGCAAGGCGUUGAAUUACAUAUUGUUUCGUGCGCGGCAAAAUGCUUUGCAUCAUGGUUAGCCCGGGACGCCAUACAGGUAGCUCGUGAAGCAUGUGGAGGUCAUGGCUAUCUCAGAUCGGCGGGACUUGCAGACAUUCGUGACGACCAUGACGGUAACUGCACUUACGAAGGCGACAAUAACGUUCUACUACAGCAGACAAGCAAUGUGCUACUUGCUGCCGUCGAAGGCGCGAAGAGCUCACUCCUUGGCGUGCCCAGUUUGCAAUUUUUGGAAAGACGAGAUCGAAUUUUAGCAACGGGACGCUUCUCCACUGAUGAAGACACCAAGACAGAGUUGAGCGUGCAGGACAUUGUGCAGAUCUAUGAAUGGCUUGUGUGCCAUCUACUUCAGCGGUGGCAGUUGGCUUUGGAGAGGUAUCGAGAACACGCCGAUGGACUGACCGCAAAGAAUAAUACUCAAGUAUUCCUGGCAAGAGAACUUUCACUCGCGUUUAUUGAGAUGGUAAUACUAAAACGCUUCGACCGGCUAUGUGAAGAGGUUUGUGUGAAAGGAGUACCACGAGUUCUUCUGACUCGAAUCACGUUGACAUUUGGCCUUUGGUGUCUUGAAAAACGAUUGACAGACCUUUACGCUGGAGGCUUCACUGCUGGCCCUGAUCUGCCAGGAAUAAUGCGCAGUCAACUGCUUUCAUUAUGUGCUAUACUUAAGGACGAGUCCGUGUCUUUGGCUGACGCAAUAGCCCCACCAGAUUUCGCCCUUCAGUCUGUACUGGGUCACUCGGACGGCGAUAUUUACAAACGGAUAAUGCAAGGCUUCGUCGAUGGCGAUAAUAUGGGCAGAGUGUCAUGGUGGACCGAAUUUCUUAACAAGCCAAAAGUCAACUCGUUACCGCUUGCGAAGCUUUAGGCCAGAGUUAUUAUUGCAGUUAGAACCUUUACUGUUAAAAUGUCGAAUCGAAAAGAGAUUUAGGAGUCUGUUAAAAGACGAUGCCUUUUAAAUAGCUAACAAGACAUCAAACAAAUGGAUAUUUGACAAAUACCCUAAAAACUGGAUAAUGACUGUAGAUUUAUUGAAUAUAUUUAACUAAAAGGUAUGCGUACCAAAAAUAAAUCAUUUUCAUUUAAUUGCACAGGGUAGCAUUAUAUGAAAACGACGUACUGACAACAAGCAAACUACCAAAUAAAGGAGUAGUGUUAAUGAACGGAUUACCGACAAGGGGUUCGCUUCUAUAUACAAUAUAUCUCUAGUUGUGUGAUAGUAUAAACGUUGAAACGUGCCUCUUCCACGUCCAUACGGCAUGGGGCUACACAGGAUAAAGGCACAGGAUGUUAUGUCAAAUACUUUACUUAUAUUUAAAUAAAGAUUUUUCAAGAGAGUGA